AUGCCAUGUGGGCGGAAUCUCCAAGAUUUGACGACAAUUUCCGCACUAGGAGACAAUGUCAACAAGGAGCUCAGUCCCGCAAAUUUCCCAUCUGUCAAGUUUUGGAGUCGAGCAAAAUGGACACAGCAUGUUCAGACCGAAAAGAGUGUUACCAAGCUCAGCUCAUCCACAAGCAUGCGUGGGUCAUCCAGACUUGCCAAGGGUGAAAACGUAGCUUGCCAAUAUAUUGAAGAUGCCGAUGGGGUGCCCGUGGAUGGCCAUCGCACGAAGAUUAUUUGCAAUGUGUUCUUUGCUUACCUCCAUCAACUCAACCAGGGGAAUCUAAAGCUCCCCCCUGGAUGGUUGCAGGUGGCACUCGACGUCAAGAAAACAUUCUACCACACAAUCAGGAUGAAUUUCAGCGAGUUUCGUUACUGUUCAGACAACUGGAAGGCAGAUUUUCUCGCGACACAAAGCUACUCACAGUGGUACAAGUAUCAUAUCACUAAUGGCAAGAAGCGAGCAAAUGCGGACUCAUCAUCAUCACGCAGCAAGAAGCAAAAAAUCGAGGCAAUUCUACCAGAGGACGCAGAGUUCGAGUAUACUAUGGAUGUGGACAGCCCUACCAGUUCUAGUACCAUUCCCGUCGAGUCUACCAUUCCCAUCGAGCCUAAUACUCCCAGCAUCCCUACCACUGUUCCGGACUCUGUCUCUCUCGACGGCCUUAUAGAUCCUAUGUUGAAAAUGAUUAGUAAUCACAACUCCAUCGAUCUGAGCAAUGCCGUCACGGAGACUACAGCAACGGAUCCAGCCAUUCCCAAACCCACUCAUGUCAACAUGCCUGAGGUCUCAUCAGCUAGCAUUGUUCCUCAGACACCUUUGAGCUCAUCAUCACCACCUAUUCCUGCGACACCACCUAUUCCCGUGACACCACCUAUUCCUGCGACACCAUCAACAUCAUCUAUUAUUGCUGUCACCACAAGUCCUCGUCCGGUGAAAGCAAAGACUCCCGCAGUGCCGAAAGAUCCGAAUGCACCAAAUAAGGCCAAGGCAAUGCGCAUCCAGAAGACAAUUAAUGCACGGAACCUAUGUGCAAGUGUGUGGAAAGCCGCUGGGAACCUGCUGGGCACAGCGAAGCAGUUCAAGGUAUAUUGGGAGCAACUACCCACUGCAGACAAGGCCGUAUUUGAAGUGUGA
Molecule: messenger RNA, 1176 nt
Organism: Suillus subalutaceus
Lineage: Eukaryota; Fungi; Basidiomycota; Agaricomycetes; Boletales; Suillaceae
Exons: 6
Coding region: 1-1176 (391 amino acids)
Source: RefSeq, a predicted model, not a curated record